This is a messenger RNA of Cucurbitaria berberidis CBS 394.84, 1084 nucleotides long. Its product is annotated as carbohydrate esterase family 16 protein. Gene Ontology annotation, molecular function: hydrolase activity, acting on ester bonds. The transcript has a single exon. Lineage: Eukaryota; Fungi; Ascomycota; Dothideomycetes; Pleosporales; Cucurbitariaceae. The record is from RefSeq and is a predicted model, not a curated record. Bases 1 to 1056 code for a protein of 351 amino acids.
AUGAAGCUUGACGUAGCUUUGUGCUUUUCGCUUGCAGCACACACCCUCGCGACACCAACAUCAACCAACUACAGCCCAACGAAUAAGAGGACCUCUUUUGAUUGGCAUAAGACAAGUUCAGUAAUCGCAUUCGGAGACUCAUACACCUUUGUCCAAGGCGCCCUCGGCCGCCCAAAUUACACUUUCAUCGGCGACGCCUUCAAUCUUUCCUUCACGCCCUCCCAACUUUUCAGCAACCGCAUCGUGCUGAACCAGACCUCUACAGCACAAGGCACAGCCGAGGGCGGGCCGAAUUGGGUAGAAUUCUUGACAAAAUGUGGGGUUAAAAAAGGGUUGACAGAUCCACAAACUUGUAAGGUGCAGUUAUGGGAUUUUGCGUAUGCGGGCGCAAAUACUGUCAGCAAAGUGGGAUUUACGCCCGCACACUGGAACCAUACUGUGUCUUUCGAGAAACAAGUGCAGCAAUUUGCCCAAUCCGGCAAUCCGGCAUUAGAGGGCAUUGGACUGAAGAAGAAGGACAGUUUGGUGGCGAUAUGGAUUGGAAUCAACGACAUCAACGAUCUAGCCAAACUACGCGGAAAGAACGCGACUUUUGCGCCGCUGUAUGAAACGGUGCAGGGCUAUGUGUUUGAAAGCGUGGAGAAAAUUUACGAGCUGGGAUAUCGGAAUUUCUUGUUCAUGAAUCUGCCGCCGUUGGAUCGUGGUCCUUCGCCGAGCGUCAACGCAUCGCUCGUCAAGCAGUUCAACGCCAUUCAGGCAAGCCAUGUAGAUGCAUUCCAGUCUAAACACCGGGACACUACGGUUCUCGAAUUCGACGUCAACACAGUGCUGAAUAGAGUUCUGGACAACUAUAAGGAUUAUGGCUUCAAAAAUGUAACGAACUUCUGCCCAGGAUACAAUAAACCAGAUAUUCGUAAUAACCCAAGUAAGUAUGGAUGUGGAGAGGGGUUGGAUACAUACUUUUGGUAUGAUUCUGGUCAUUUGGGGAGCAGGACGCAUGAAGUGUUUACCAAGGAGUUGAGGAAGUGGUUGGUGAAGAAGAGUGGGCGGUGGUGAAGUGCGGGCUACGGGGAACUGUGAGGCG